CAUCACUAUCCGGACCUGCCAUGAGCAGACCACCGCCUCCAGACAUCGCUCAUCAGGUGGAUGGUGACGACGACCGCCUGAAUCUCUUCGAUUUCCUACACUCUGCUGCCGCCAACCACACCCUUGCCAUCUCCCGCGAUCAAUCUAUCCCCGAGGACCACCACCUGAACCAGCACCUCCCCGAGAGCCUCCUCCACCAGAACCUCCACCAGCAGCAGCAACUCCGCCACCAGCACCACCCCCAGCACUACCAUCAGCAACAGCAUCGAUCCGCUCGGCAGCCACCGCAGACCACAAUCGAAUCGGCAUCGGCAGACCGAAAGAGACGGCAUACCGGCUCAGAUCACACGGGCAGGUCUCAUCCUCACCCUAGCUAUCUGAGCAGAGGCCCAGGCGCAGGCGUCAGCGGUGACUCAGGGCGAUCAACUGCUCAGCAGGCGGGGACCAGUGUCGAGCACGCGAUAGUCUUGACCUCUUCACCAUCACCACCACCACCACCAUCUGCACGACCCACGACACAGUUCACACACUCCAGCAUGGAAAACAGCAACAGCAAUAGCAGCAGCAGCAAUAACAACAGAAAUAUGGGCUCCGCUCAACCACAAACAAGUCAAGACAGCGACGCUCUUCCCCCCCGCUGGCAACCAGACAAUGAUGUGUCCCAGUGCCCCGUCUGCGACACCGACUUCAGCCUCCUAUACCGCAGACAUCACUGCCGCAAGUGUGGACGAGUCGUAUGCGCACGCUGUUCGCCACACCGUAUCACCAUCCCCCGACAGUACAUUGUGCAGCCGCCCGAGCAGCAGCGCCUGUUUCUGUUCAAUGAAGAAUCCUCCACCGACCUGAGUGACCCAGCACUCGGCGGUGGUGAGGUUGUUCGUGUCUGUAAUCCCUGUGUUCCUGAUCCAUGGCACCCCGAUACAUCAUCACCACCGCGAGCGCCCCUUCGCCCCACGCCCCGUACUCCGGGGCCAAUGUUUUCGGAACCGCCUCGUGCCUCUCCCCUACCACUGCUCACGUCCGCAGAUGCCGACCGCUAUCUGGCAAACUUGAGGGACCAACGCGAUCCGGAGAGAUCAAUCUCGAUGCCAUUUGGUGGACGCAACCGCUCUCAAAGUCACCAGCAGGCCAGCGAACGCGAGCAGCGCCGUGGUUCCGACUUUGCACGCUUGCUCCCCAUGAAUUCCAGUGUGGAUCGACAUUCGCGCAACCACCUUCACUACUUUCCACAGUACCCACACGCUCACGAAGCCACGUCCCGACAGUCGCACCGGAGUCUGCUGCGAGACCAGCAGGCUCACCUCGAUAUGUUGAGUCGCCAGCACGAUAGCAUGAGAAUGGCCCGGGCAACGGGCGAGAACUUUGAGCCCCAUUGGGAACAUCCUCCGCCGAACACAGGGGCCUCGCCAGCGCCGCCGCCGCCGCGACGUCAAGUGGCGGAGGAGGAUGAGUGUCCCGUCUGUGGCGAAGAGAUGCCGCCAGGGGAAGCCAGUCGCGAGCAGCACGUGGAAGAGUGCAUUGCAACACGGAUGGCUCCCAGUUCGACCUCCCCGCCACCGGUGCGACCGACAACGACCAACAGCGCUCCCGCAGAAGGCUCCCGACCGCGUGCAGUAAGCUUCCGACCACGCGGUAUGGUGAAGAGUGUUGCCACGGAGAAGGACUGUGUGGACGGAGACGGGGAGCCGCGAGAGUGCUCCAUCUGUCUCGAGGAAUAUGAGCCGGGCGUGGAGCUGGGCAGGAUGGAGUGCCUAUGUCUGUUUCACGCAAAGUGUAUUCGGGAGUGGUGGGAGCAGAAGGGCGCAGGAGCCUGUCCAACACCACACUUUGACUAGCAUUGAGCAGCGAUUUGAUGACUACGACGAUUCACGAGAUACCCGCAUUGUAUGGCGUUUGGGGCUGCUUCACUUUAGAAGGCCUAAUGGGUGUGGCCGCGUUUGCUAAACAGUGCAAGACAUGGCAAUGAGAUUUCAUCUUCAAACUCUAGAACAGAAUUC
Messenger RNA from Sphaerulina musiva SO2202, 1997 nucleotides. RefSeq lists its product as uncharacterized. The transcript has a single exon. Lineage: Eukaryota; Fungi; Ascomycota; Dothideomycetes; Mycosphaerellales; Mycosphaerellaceae. Gene Ontology annotation, molecular function: metal ion binding. The record is from RefSeq and is a predicted model, not a curated record. The coding region runs from base 21 to 1835 and encodes 604 amino acids.